GGUGUCCCCUGCCAACUACCCGAUGACAGCUGGGAUAGGCUCCAGCACGCCCGCGACCCCCGUGGGGACAAAGCGGUACAGAAAAUGGAUGGACAAUGUGUUCGGACCUCUGCAGUGGAUGCUCUGCCGAAACCCUGAGACCGACCCACCGCACGCCUAGGGUUCGAUCGAACUCGGGUUAAGAACCACUGCUUUAAAAUAAGUGUAUAGCCUUUUUCACUUAUGUGUUAUUGCAUUCUGCCAUGUGUAGAUAGUCCAUCAUUCCUUCAAUGUCCAGUUAUGUUAUCGUAAACUUUCUAAGGUCAAUUGUAUUGUGUUUCUCAAAAAGAUCAUUUUCAUCUGAUGUUUAAGUGCCAUUUUGUAACAUUAAAACUGACCUCCAAAAUAUGUACACUGUUAAGUUUGUUUACUAUGUGCUGCGAGAGUCCUGGUUCAGAGGCUCGAUGUCGCCCAGGGCGGCAGUCCGGGACGGCCUGACCAGUAUUGCCGACCCCACAAAGUUACUGUUUGGUGACAUGAGCUGUGUCCAAAACCACAGGCUGUAUAAACAAAAGUAUAAAUAUAAACAAAGUACAGUGUUACUUUUCUAAUGAUAGGAUUCAUUUAGGAUAAGUCAGGAAAUGUUCAAGUUGGAAAAAAAUAUUAUGGUAUUUUUCUACAUAUUUUCUAAAUAUGGCCCGCAAGACAACGCAAAGGUUAACUUUUAAUCAUAGCAGAGUUCUCAACAGAAAAUAAACCUUUCGGUAUUGCCUUUCGCUUCUGUUCUUGCCUAUGGACUGAUGAUACUCCAGUCCAGUAGGUGGUGCCAUUACACCUCAACGCUACCAACCCCAUUACACAAGAGGAAGUUGACGCCGCUUUUACCAGUUUUAAAGCUUUUAUCAUAGCUGCCGUCAAAAAUGGAGAAAACGUUUAGUGAGUGUAAGAAGCGGUGUCUCAACAAAUGUGACAUUAGUAAAAAGGGAAAUGUGGAUGAAGACAUUGUUCACUUGGUGUCUUUGCUCAAUAGCUGCGAGGAGUAUUUCACCACUAGUUCAUGCUCAGGACGCAUUACUGUAAUUGACACGGCUCUUGAAAAUGGCGGUGUACAGAAGAAGAACCUUGUCUGGCUGUAUGUCUCACAUACAAAGUGCAAAUUUGAUGAUGUGGUGUCUGCUCUGGCCCGCUCCUGUGGAAGUGCCGUGCUGAAGUUUGAGCCAUUUGUGCUCCAUGUUCAAUGUAGGACACAAGAGGAUGCACGGUUGAUGCUUUCUGCAGCUGUGCAGUCUGGCUUCAGGAACUCCGGUCUCACUUUGGGCAAGACCGGGAAGAUCAUCUUGGCAGUCCGCUGUACCCAUAGCUUGGAGGUUCCGCUCAGUCACCAAGGCAAUCUUUUGGUUUCACAUGAGUAUAUAGAUUUCUUAAUUGGGAUAGCCAAUCAAAAGAUGGAAGCGAAUUUAAGACUAAUUGAAAGGUUUUACCAGAGCAUCCAGACAACUGUGAUGAAAAAAAGCACCGAAAAACUACAAAACAAAAAAGACAAGAAUCAAUCAGUUGUGUCUGAGCAGAGGCAAGAACUAUGAUGUCUAUAUCUGUUUUUCUCCCUGUACAUAAACGAUCUUCCCAAAACAUGCAAUAACGUGAAUUUUCAAAUGUAUGCAGAUGAUGCUGUAAUUUACACUGAUGCAAGGAGCGUUAAAGAGGCAGCUUCUGUUCUGAUAUUAGCCAUGGAGCGAGUAAAUUACUGGCUUUUAAAAUCAUGUUUGCUUCUCAGUUAAAAAAAAAAAAAGUCAGAUUUUUCAA
This is a messenger RNA of Syngnathus acus (greater pipefish), 1782 nucleotides long. RefSeq names its product tRNA-yW synthesizing protein 3 homolog (S. cerevisiae) (gene tyw3). NCBI's taxonomy places the organism in Eukaryota, Metazoa, Chordata, Actinopteri, Syngnathiformes, Syngnathidae. Gene Ontology annotation, cellular component: cytoplasm. Gene Ontology annotation, biological process: tRNA methylation. Bases 900 to 1562 code for a protein of 220 amino acids. Gene Ontology annotation, molecular function: tRNA methyltransferase activity. The record is from RefSeq and is a predicted model, not a curated record. The transcript is spliced from 6 exons.